AUGGGCGUGUCUCUGUCAUUCCAGUCUCUUCGUUUCUGAAUUCUCUGUCAGAACAAUAGCAGGCGCUUUUCUCCCUUUUUUUAUUUUCUUCAAAACUUUAGAGCCUUAUUUUUUGUUCUUCCCCUUUCUUUCCGGUUGAUCCAGGAUUGAAUAUUCUGGGUUGGGAAAAGUGAGCUGAAACCCGUGUGGGCAAAAAUAAGGUGUUUAAGCUGACAAGUAUAUCAACUAUUGGAUUUUAGUAGUGUGAAAGGUAUCUUGGAAUCUAAGAUGGUCAUGGAUCAAUCAUUUAAUGGACUAUAUGGUUCUGAUAAAGGAUUGGAAUUAGGUGGCGAGUAUAGUUUCGAGUUGUCGAAUUGAAACAAUGAUGAUAUUAAGUUAGGGGCCAGUGGUAAGUUUGUUGAUCAAAAGUAUUCAAAUGUGCUCCUAUUGCCUCUGGAUCCAAUGCACUUGCACAGAGAUUUAGCCCCAAAUCCGGAGGUGGGGGAUGCUCAUGAGGACUUUGAUUUUAGUGAUGUAGUUCUUAAGUAUAUAAGUCAAAUGCUUAUGGAAGAAGAUAUGGAAGACAAGACCUGCAUGUUUCAAGAGUCUGCAGCGCUUCAAGCGCAAGAACAAUCAUUCUAUGAACUUAUCGGGAACAAGUAUCCUUCGCAGGAUGAUGAUCCGACUGUCCCUUGUGCUGAUCAGAAGCAUGAUAGCCCGGAUGGCAGUCUUGCUUUGCAAGAUAGUAGCUGUAGUAUUAGCAAUAGUACUAGCAGUAGUGCCAGUGUGGUGGAUCCUGGAUGGAAUUUUGAUCCUGGUGACUAUAAGUCGCCGCAGCAAGUUGCUUCUCAGUCAUCUUAUGGCUCUUCAAAUGAGGCGGGGAAUUUUGUUGAUGGGUUUGUGGAUUCUCCGAUGAGCACUCUUAGGGUUCAUGAAGCGUUUAAUGAGAUUGAGUCGGUUAUGCAGUUCAAGAGAGGGUUCGAGGAAGCGAGCAAGUUUAUUCCGAAUGCUGAAAGUCUGAUUGUUGAUUUAGAGGGUUACAAAUUUUUUUCCAAAGAGUUGAAAGACUCUAAGGACGUGACAGUUGAUGUAGAGAAGAAAUACGAGAGUGAGUACUUUCUGGAUGGAUCAAGGGGAAAGAAGCAUCCUCAUAGAGAGGAUGUCGCUGUAGAGGAGGGGAGGAGCAACAAGCAAUCGGCGUUUUGUAGCGAGUCAAAUGUGAGUUCAGAUAUGUUCGACAUGGUUUUGCUAAAUUGCGGAAAAAAUGACUCCUCUCUCCGUGAGGCUUUGCAAAAUGGGGCAAGCAAGAAUUCUCAGCAGAAUGGUCAAUCCAAAGGUACGAAUGGAGGAAAAGCUCGCGGGAAGAAGCAGGGAGGUAAGAGAGAUGUGGUGGAUUUAAGAACUCUCUUGACACUUUGUGCACAUUCUGUUGCGGCUGAUGAUAGGAGAAGCGCUGAGAAACUUCUAAAGCAGAUCAGACAACAUUCAUCUCCUACGGGCGAUGGGAUGCAGAGAUUGGCUCAGUGUUUUGCUGAUGGUCUCGAGGCACGCAUGGCUGGUUCCGGUACUCAGGUCUACAAAGCACUUAUAGCCAAACCAACAUCAGCUGCUGAUGUUUUGAAAGCUUACCACCUGCUUCUUGCUGCGUGCCCAUUCAAGAAGCUGUCAAACUUCUUCUCGAAUAAGACGAUUAUGAAUGUAGCAGAAAAAGCAACGAGGCUCCACAUUAUUGAUUUUGGUAUCCUGUAUGGCUUUCAAUGGCCUUGCCUUAUACAACGCCUCUCGUCUAGGUCUGAAGGUCCUCCCAAACUUCGGAUUACUGGAAUUGAUUUUCCUCAACCAGGUUUCCGACCUGCAGAAAGGGUUGAGGAGACUGGACGGCGCCUAGCAAACUAUGCUGAGACUUUCAAAGUCCCAUUUGAGUUCAAUGCAAUAGCACAGAAGUGGGACACCAUUCAAAUUGAGGAUCUUAAACUUGACCCUGAUGAGGUGAUUGUUGUAAACUGCAUGUACAGGCUGAGAAACCUACUUGACGAAACUGUUGUUGUAGACAGUCCGAGAGAUAUUGUUCUGAACCUUAUCAGGAAGAUGAAUCCAGAUGUUUUCAUCAUGGGGGCGGUGAAUGGAGCUUAUAGUGCGCCCUUCUUCAUCACUCGAUUCCGAGAGGCUCUAUUCCACUUCUCUACAUUGUUUGAUAUGCUUGAGACGAAUGUUCCCCGCGAGAUUCCUGAGAGCAUGCUGAUUGAGAGGGAGAUAAUCAGAAGAGAGGCUAUGAAUGUCAUCGCAUGUGAAGGCUCGGAAAGGAUUGAAAGGCCAGAAACAUACAAGCAGUGGCAGGUCCGCAAUUUGAGAGCUGGGUUUAGGCAGCUUCCUUUGAACCAGGAGAUCAUGCAGGUGGCCAAGGACAGGGUGAAAUCAUACUACCACAAGGAUUUUGUCAUCGAUAGAGAUGGACAGUGGUUGCUGCAGGGGUGGAAGGGACGGAUUGUUUACGCACUCUCAUCUUGGAAUGCCGCUUGAUGGAUUCACAAACCAUAAGAAUGUUCAUCAAAGUGCGAGAUCGAACGGUUACCAAAGUGGUCAACUUGCCACAGCAUUCUAUGUGAUUGCCCCAUGGAUUUCUGAUGCAUGAAGUGAAGGUAUUGAAGUGAAAAAUGCAAGAUCCUAUAUCUCUAUUAUGAUAUUGUUGGUGAUUUAUGUAUCAGUAGUUUUUUGGUGUAUUACAUGGUUUUUAAACCAUCUGAAUAUGUGUAUUGUAACAUGUUAUGGUAAGCAGGUUUAUUAGCAUCGGAAGUUUACUUUCUGGGAACUUAUCUUCAUGCUUCAAAAGAGCUGUCUCUGAAGUGAGGUAGAGGAACCAAACAUUUUAUGCUUGAAUGGAGAAUUUGUUGGUCUAUUCAAUUGCCUAGAUAUGUUCUCUAUCCCAAAAAAUAAUGAUAUGCAGUCUUCUGAAUAUUACAGAAAAGGCCUCACUUUUCCUGUGCAUAAGUGUCGAAUAUAAGCAAUGUUUAGGUCAGUAUUAGCAGUAUAUGGUAAGUAGUAAAAGAUUUGAAUGAACUGCAACAGCAAAACAA
This is a messenger RNA of Morus notabilis, 3053 nucleotides long. RefSeq names its product scarecrow-like protein 9. The coding region runs from base 442 to 2499 and encodes 685 amino acids. Gene Ontology annotation, molecular function: DNA-binding transcription factor activity; sequence-specific DNA binding. The transcript has 2 exons. Gene Ontology annotation, cellular component: nucleus. The record is from RefSeq and is a predicted model, not a curated record. Gene Ontology annotation, biological process: regulation of DNA-templated transcription. NCBI's taxonomy places the organism in Eukaryota, Viridiplantae, Streptophyta, Magnoliopsida, Rosales, Moraceae.